AUCGUUAAAAGAAAGAAUUCAAGAUGGAGGAUUUGAAUUAAUAACUUGUCAGAAAGGCGUGUGAAAUUUUUAGCUUCUUUUAAUGUGUUGGUGUCUGUGACCCUGUGAAUUUAAAAUAUUGAAUAAAAUAACUAAUACUUUUAAGUUUCAAUGUUUAGUAACAAGUCUCAACUUAGGAAACGUACCCCUGAAAAUGGGACAGAUCGAGAAACCUUUCUGUCGCUUUUAGUGGAUGAAUAUUUACAUUCCACUGCGUAUGAUGCUAAAUGCCAAGUGUUAGCUAAUUUGGCUAAUUUUGCAUACGACCCGAUUAAUUAUAAAUAUAUCAGAGACGUUGGAGUCUUGGAUAUUUUCCUUCAUGUCAUUAAGAAUGAGAGCAGCCUCCAAUUGCUUCAUUUUGCUGUAGCAGGGAUCUGCAAUUUAUGCUGUGAUCCACUGAAUGCUGAAUAUAUCAUAACACAGUCUGGACUGAAGCCGCUCACUGCUCUACUCAGCUUGAACCACAAUGAUAUCAUAGCUGACACAAUCACAACUUUGAUGUAUCUUCACAAUAACCAAACAGAGCCUGAAAUCACAGCAUCAAAGGUGGUGCAGCAGAUUCAAGAUAUACAGAAAUCCAACGAUAAAAGAUUAGUUAACCUAGCCACUAUAUACCUACAAGAUGUAUGCAAAGCAAAUGAGAAUUUAUAAAUAAAAGUAAUUUUACCAAAAAUGAACAAGAUGUUGUCAAACAGAUUCCCCUAUAUUGUCGUGAACAACAAGAACUAUCAGAAGAUAUGCAAAAUUCACACAACUUCAUUUAGUAAUACAGCUUUCAAAGCUGGUGAUAAGAUUCGCAUACAAAAGACUUUGACUCAAAAAGAUUUGGAUGCAUUCUCCAAUCUUACUAGUGACCAUAACUAUUUGCAUCAGAAUAAUGGCAACAAGAGGCCCAUAGUGCAUGGAGCACUUCUCAAUGGUUUAGUGGCCGGACUGAUUGGCACCCACUUGCCUGGCCCUGGCACAGUGCUUGUGUCACAAACUAUGAAGUUCCCUAAUAAGUGCUUUGUUGGUGAGAAGUUGACUAUAAGUGUAGAACUUGUUGAUGUGAGGAAGAUUCUCAAAGUAAAGUUUUAUUGCAUUGUCGAAGAAGAAAAGAAGGUUGUGUUUGAAGGUGAGGCUAAACUCAUGUUAGCCAAAGACUGUUAGACAUAUAUAAGAUAACUCGUAAUAAUAACUUAUUUCAUAGAUUUAAGUAUUUAACAUUAAGAAAAAUUAUGUAAUGCCACAGAGCAUUAAAAUUUAUAAAUCUCUGAAAAUUAUUACUUAAGAAAAAGUCUAUUGGGAAAGUCUUAAAUUUUAUGAUAGUCUGUCUAUGUGCCAAUAAAUUCAUGAAAUCAAAUACCUAAUAUAAACUGAAAAGUACAAUUAUUUAGUUUUAAUUAGAUAACUCAGUACCUACAAGGUAGUUUAAUAUUUAGUGAGUGAACACCAAGCAUGCUGCAGCUGUAUCAUGAAAUCUGUCCAUUUAAUGUCCAUAAUUAUACAAAUUUCAUAGUCUAUAAUUAAUUAAGACUGAUAGUAACUAGAUCAUGAGUUGUUCACUACAAAAAGAUGUGGAUUGAUACAUCUCAUGUGCAAUUUUAUUGUGGACAACUUUGUAAUGCACUCAUGAAAAUUGUAUUAUUGCUGGUAAACAUGUAUUUACAUGACAACAGUUAACACAUGUAUUAAUCACAUUAUUUAUAAUGAAAUUUCAGAAACAAAAAGAGAAUGUCAAUGUAAUUUCUUGCCUGUAUCUGGUGUCUAUGAAAUCAUACGCACAAUAUAUGUUUUAAUUCGUUAUUGACUUACAAUUUUAUUUAACAUUGUUCUUUAAAUACACAUUUUGUAUGCAGUUUGAUUUGUAUGUAUAACUUUCAAUUCAUGUGGCUAAAAUGCUUGACAUAUAUAAUAUUAUAUUUAAGUCCAGAUCUUUUAUUGACUACAUGUACUUCAUAACGAUUUAAAAGGAGAUUUGUAGAUACUGCCAUUUUAUCACAAUAUGUACUAUCAUACUCUACUUGACUUCUGCGCUGACUUGUGAUAGUAUUUGUGUAUGUUUUUUUAUAACUUUUGUAUGACAGCUAAUAAAUGGACAUUAACUUUCUGGUUUGAUGAUAAUGUAUUUGUUUCUAUGUAUAAAAGGAAAAAAAACAACUUUUCUAGAAAGUAUAACAUAAGAUAGCAAUUACUUAAUAGUAACUAUAAGUGACUGUUCCUCCUUUCAUUACUUUUUUACUGCUGGUAAGUAAGAUCCUAGUGAAACAUCAGUUUGUUUUUCUGUUAAUUGGUUAUUUUAGUUUGUAUCACCAUCACAUGAAAUGUGAUCAUGUCUACUUUAUAUUUUUUAUUAUGGUUUAUGUUCAUGUACAUACCUAACUUGUGUAACUAUUUUUUGUUUUACACUUCUUCAUCUGUUACAGACAUGUUUGUUUUUAUUUUAUUAAACUUUAGUCUGUU
Spodoptera frugiperda (fall armyworm) is the source of this 2481-nucleotide messenger RNA. RefSeq names its product armadillo repeat-containing protein 7-like. Bases 151 to 690 code for a protein of 179 amino acids. Lineage: Eukaryota; Metazoa; Arthropoda; Insecta; Lepidoptera; Noctuidae. The record is from RefSeq and is a predicted model, not a curated record. The transcript is spliced from 3 exons.